CCGGCUACCCGACUUCUCAGGCCUUGAACUUCAAAGCGCUCGGCGCGCACCCACGAAGUCACCCAGGUCGGAAUUCAGAGCUGGCAGGGCACGCGGAUCCGUGCCCGGAGUCGUGGGGUUUCCAGGCAAACUUCCAGGCAGGUGAGGAGCCGUUCAGUUCAGAUCACCCUCCCCGCUUCCUGGCAGAAGAAGAAAACAGCCUGUGAUUCGCUGGAAAGUUUUCUGCCAAGCUGAGAACGCGCCACUUACGGGGACACUCCCGAGCUAGACUAGGGCUCGAAGUGGCGAUCCGGAGGGCGUCCGGGACACCAGAGAGUGUGGGAACUGGCCAAAAGCAUGAACUGAGAAGCUGGGAAAACUUCGCUUCCUUCCUCCUUCCCUCCUCCACCCAUCAUUAGGCUGGGCGGCCGGGAAUCGCGGGAGCGGCGGCCUGCGCGCACAGGAAGGGCUGCUCCAUCCACCCUGGAUGCCCGGCCUUUGAAGAGAGCCAUCACCGCUUGAGAGUCUACGAAGGAUCUUUCACCGUGACACGGGACAGUUUCUUCGUAGUGUCCGUUGGCAUUCCUGCUUUUUAAUUUAUUUCCUCUCUUUGAGCCGGGUCUUGGCCCUGUGCCGCGGCCAUGAUGGCCCAGUCCAAGGCCAACGGCUCACACUACGCACUGACGGCCAUCGGCCUGGGGAUGCUGGUCCUUGGGGUCAUCAUGGCCAUGUGGAACCUGGUUCCUGGUUUCAGCCCUGCGGAUAAGCCGACGGCUCAGGGCAACAAGACGGAGGGAGGUGGCGGCAUCCUCAAGAGCAAGACUUUUUCAGUGGCCUACGUGCUGGUCGGGGCUGGCGUGAUGCUGCUGCUACUGUCCAUCUGCCUGAGCAUCCGGGACAAGAGGAGGCUGCGGCAGAGUGAGGAGCUGGCCCGAAUCCAGCAGCAGACGGGAACCGUGCCGCCCUCCCAAGAGGAAGACAGCCAGGAGGAGGAGGAGGAAGCCUCCUCACGGUACUACGUACCGAGCUACGAGGAAGUGAUGAACACGGGCUACCCGGAAACCAGGGGACAGGAGCACAACCCAAGACUGAGCAUCUCUCUCCCCUCCUAUGAGUCGCUAACCGGGUUGGACGAGGCAACCCCGACCAGCACCAGGGCCGAGACAGAGACCAGUCCAGGCCAUGCUCCCGACAGGCAAAACUCCAAGCUGGCCAAACGCCUGAAGCCACUCAAAGUCCGAAGGAUUAAAUCCGAAAAGCUUCACCUCAAAGACUUCAGGAUCACCCUCCCGGACAAGAACGUUCCUCCUCCCUCUAUCGAGCCUUUGACUCCUCCGCCGCAGUAUGAUGAGGUCCAGGCAAAGGCCCCCGAUGCCCGGCCACCCGAUUGAAAGACCCUCUGACUCCACUCCCUCCUGUCUCACCCUCCACACCAACAGACUUCGCCAAAGCCACUUCAGCCCCAGUCGAGGGGCCAAGGCACACUUAGCCACUGUGAUUGGGGAUUUUGGGUAGCGUUACAAAGAACGGUUCACGGAGCCCGGCAGAGUAGGGGCAUCAGAAGGAUGCUGGGACUUCGCGAUGCUCUGAACCAUAGCAAGGGGUGUGGCCUUGGCAAGGGGUGUGGCCUGUGGCAUCCCAGCAUCUUCCUCUCCCACUCAGGAUCGUUGCCCACACACCCCUCUCCUGAGCUGGCACAGGACCCCUAGUGACUCAUUUAGAUGGAUGUCGUCUCCUUUCGCUUUGACCACAGUUACUGUGUUUCAAAAGGAAACCGAGUUUUGUGCUGGCUUUCUUCACUGGAGCCUUGACCCAGUGGAGAACAGGGCUCAGCCUUGGCCAAAAGGACCUGGGACUGUCUUGUGAAUAAAAUGAUGGGCGUGUGGGGGUGAGCUGUGGGGGAGGUCCCUAGGGGCCCUGGGUGCUGCCGGUUCUUUGAAGGUCUAAGGCCUGAUGACCUUCAGCAUGCGACACAGAAGAGGAUGGUCUGAUUCGGUACACUGCUCUCCCGUGGGUAACGAAAGGCAGGAGAGGAAGUCGCCACUCCAUGCCUUCUCAAACGCCAUGCAGCUGGGCAUUUUAUAAUAAAGUGUUUUAUAUGUAGCA
Messenger RNA from Apodemus sylvaticus (European woodmouse), 2085 nucleotides. It is a transcript of the gene Tmem51, whose product is annotated as transmembrane protein 51. The record is from RefSeq and is a predicted model, not a curated record. NCBI's taxonomy places the organism in Eukaryota, Metazoa, Chordata, Mammalia, Rodentia, Muridae. Bases 621 to 1370 code for a protein of 249 amino acids. The transcript is spliced from 3 exons.